CUGAGGAUGCAGCGCCACAGGCUCAAACCAAUCCCUGGGUGGGAGUGGGGAAUCGAGCUGCGGAAGAAUACUCGCAGGAAGAAGGAGGAGAUGAGCAAGUGGGACGGGUUUGCAAAGGAACUGAUCGAGAAGGAGCAAGAAGCAAUGCAGACCAAGGGGCUGAAGGACGGGGGCGCGGCAGGGAUCAAAUGGGACGGAAAGAAACAGGAGUUUCAGGUAGAUACACUCACACAACAUCGCGCUGUGUGGGAAGGAAAGAGAGAGACCACUGUCUCUGUCUGUGUUGGUCUGUAUGUCCGUCUCCAUGAGUCAGGUCAUCACACCCCUCAAGAGGGGCUGCAGCAACGCCUACUUCUUCGCCCCGUCCCACCUGGACGAGCAGGGCAUCCAGGAGGCCUUCAAACUCGCCUCGGCAUGCCGCAACCACCACACCAAACCACCCAAGGAGCCAAUGGCCAAUGGACGUACGCAAAAAGACAGGGGAUACAUAAGGGGUCACUUGUUGGAUGGAUGGAUGGAUGGAUGUGUGUGUAUGCAUCGUGUUUCCAGGGCUCAACAAGAGUGAGACCAUCACGCCCGCAUCCCCGCCCCCACCUCCACCUGCCCCACUCCUGCCCGCCGGCUUUGGCGACGGCGGAUUCAUUCCGUUCAAGAAGGAGACAGGCGACGAUCGCCUCGACGAGCGCCUCGACGACCCCCCUCCGCGUCCGCCCCCCUGUCCACCCGUGAUGUCUGCGUUUGACCGUCUGGUGGAGUACGUCAAGACCCUCUCACCGGCCCCGACCCCUCCACCCGAGGAGCAUCCCUUCCAGUCCAUGAUGGCCCCGCACCUCGACCCCCAUGUGCGUGUCCGUGAGGGCGCGGGUGACGUGAGAUCGUAUCGCAUGAAGGACGAGGAGGGAAAUGACGAUAUGGGCGACGGCGAGGGGGAGGGCGAGGGCGAGGGGGAGGGGGAGGGGGAGGAGGAGUGGAUGCCCCUCGGCCCGAACAGCAGAGGCGGGGGCCGCCGUGCCAGUGCUAGUAGGUCGGGACAGUCGCAGCCCAAGGUGGGCAAGACCAGGUCGGACGAGACGGGGGACAUGUCUGUGGUUGGUGGUCUGGAGGAUGAUGGGGGCAAGAAGGCCCGCCGUGACAAGAACCGACGCUUCUGGCUGCCCCAGACCUCCCAUGCAGACGAGGACGACUUCCCCGAGCACAACCACCAGAAGCAGAAGCCCCGCCGCCGCCCAUCCAUCAACCACUCCAACAACACACUCGACGGCGAGGAGCAGGACAGCAUCAUCGAGGGCUCAGGCGGAGACGGCAAGCCACGCAACGAGCCCCUCAAACUCCCCACCGACCCCGACGCAGCCAAGGAGCUCAAGGACACGCUGUGGGCGGCGUACGAGCGCCUCAAGCGUGAGAGGGACGCCAGAUACAUCACGUUCAACACCCGCUGGUUUGCUCUCCUGCUCCGUGUGCCGGGCUGCCGGGAUGUGAGGCGCCGCGUCAUGACGGUCGCUGACAUGGAGGUCGCAUUCGACGAGCACCUCGCCCUGCGUCAGGAGCUCUUCGAGCGUCUGCAGGGUACCCGGAAGGACAAGGAUGGGGCGACUGUGGUGCGGCGGGCCAGCAAGGGCGCACUCUCGUCUCGCAUGCAGAGUAGUGAGGAUAUGGAGAUUGAUGGGUUGGGGGCGGGAUUGGGGCUGGGGCUGGGGCUGCCUGACGGAGACGUGAAGAUGGAGUUGCCUGAGGUUGGUGUGGGCCGGAAGGACACGGUGGACACCGAUGAGGGGCAGGCUGCCAUGAUGAUGAGCAUGGAGGAGGGGGAGGGAUUCGCCGGAAGAGAGAUGAAGAACGGAAGAGGUGCGCCGCUGUGGGCAGACAGAGAGAGACAUGACUGGGGCAAGGUGUCCAUCCAUCGCUUUGCCGUCUCUGUGUGUGUGUGUGUGCAGGCUCAACCAAGCGCACAUUCGACAUGUCGCCGCAUUCAUCGAAGGUACAUACGUGAGCCCGUCCCUGAGUUGAGUCUGUGAAGCUUGCACCACUAUCCACGUGUAUCUAUCUAUUGGUGUGUCUGGACGGACGGAUGGCAUACAUAGCAGAACGAGAAGGAGGUUGGCGAGCCGUGCGUGCCGUCCCGACCCAAGAAGAGCCGCCACAGGUCACCCUCGCCGCGCUCGCCCAACAACGCCAACACACACAGCACCAACGCACCCAACAACUUCACUUCUUUCGACGACCCUGCCGUUCUGCAAAAGGUGGGCGGAGUGACCUGACCCCACACACAUAGCAUAAGAAGCGAGAGAGAUGCGCUGCAUGUCUCUCUCUCUCCCUCUGUGUGUGUGUCCAUUGCAGGCCUGGAACCCUGUAUACCUCCGUGACGAGCCCCCCAUGUACUCGACCGAAGGUGAGUGAGGUGGGAGACGGGCACAUCCAAGGACUCACUUCACAAGGCAUUUGUUGUCUGUCGGUGUGGAUGUGUCUCGACACACCGGGACAGCAUGCCUGAGCCCCCGCCGCGUGACGUCGCUCAAGAAGAUCAAACGCAGCGGCCGAUUCCUCAACAUCUUCCUCGUCCAGUGGUGGGUCAUCCAGACCACCCAGGUUCACGCGGGUGUAUUGUAUGUCUCUUCGUGUGUCUAGGUGCGGCUACCAGAGUUCUGGUGUGGUCCCGCCGCCCUCGUGGCUGUCGGAGGCCGUGCUCGACGAGCGAUACCCCAGACUCGUCAAAGAAUACUACAAGAACCGACGAGUGUGUGAGCGGAGGGAUGGGGCGGAGGGGAUGAUCCAUUCUACUGACGCGAAUGAACGUGUGUCUGUCUGUGUGUGUGUGUGUCUCCCCUUGGUGUCUGCCUUUGGUGCAGCCGAAAGGGAGUGUGGUGCCGCCCACGGCUGAGGAGACCUACCUGCAGACGAUAAUGGAGCACAGUGCCUGAGCUGAGUGGAGGAAGAGAUGGAUAGAUAGAAUGACCGACCGACCGACAGACCAGAUGGCGAACAUCCAUGGCUGUAUGUAUACAGACGUAGAUACACACACGUGCCUCCGUUUAGAGGAGUGCGAGGGGCAUUCAAUGGUACGUGC
Vitrella brassicaformis is the source of this 3064-nucleotide messenger RNA. Lineage: Eukaryota; Vitrellaceae. The record is from the annotation of a GenBank genome assembly.